Messenger RNA from Trematomus bernacchii (emerald rockcod), 1479 nucleotides. It is a transcript of the gene wdr4, whose product is annotated as WD repeat domain 4. Gene Ontology annotation, biological process: RNA (guanine-N7)-methylation. Bases 75 to 1304 code for a protein of 409 amino acids. The record is from RefSeq and is a predicted model, not a curated record. Gene Ontology annotation, molecular function: protein binding; tRNA (guanine(46)-N7)-methyltransferase activity. Gene Ontology annotation, cellular component: cytosol; tRNA methyltransferase complex; nucleus. Lineage: Eukaryota; Metazoa; Chordata; Actinopteri; Perciformes; Nototheniidae. The transcript is spliced from 11 exons.
UACGGCUGUCGAGUGGGCUAGCGUCACAUCAUCCAUCGCUAGUGUUACCGUCGCCUGACACACACUAAGCAGCCAUGCCUGCUGUCGGUUUCUGUGGACAGUGGUUUAUUUUCACCUGCGACAAGAAACUUGUAGCAAUUCACACCAAACAAGCCAGAGAAUCCUUUGUGUUUGACUGCAGCACCGCUGAGAAGAAGCCCAACAAUACAAAGGAUGUCAGUAACGGUGAUGGCGGUGCCUCAGAGGAAACAGGAAGUGACAAAGUCCUGGCCUUUGCUGUUUCUCCUUCCGGAAAGCUGGUGGCGCUGACUGAUGAUUCCAAGAGACUGGUCCUGUUUUACUGUGAGCCUUCAUGGCAGUGUAUCAGCAUCAGGUGGGUGGUGAGGAGGUGCACCUCCCUGAUGUUCAGCCAGGCAGAGGACCAGCUCCUGGCCACCGACAAAUCAGGAGAUGUGUACUCCUUCUCAGUGGGGGAGCCGCAGAGAGAGGGCGAGCUCAAGAUGGGCCACCUGUCCAUGUUGCUAGCCAUGAGCAUGUCGCCGGACGACAAGUUCAUCAUCACAGCCGACCGCGACGAGAAGAUCAGAGUGAGCCACCUGAGGUCUCCGUACAACAUCCAGUCCUUCUGCCUGGGACAUCAACAGUUUGUCAGCGCUCUGCUGGUGCCACCAGGUCACCCACACUGGCUGCUGUCUGGAUCAGGGGACGGGACCAUGAAGCUGUGGGACUACGAGUCGGGCCGUAAGCUGCAGAGCUGGGACCUUAAAGAGCAUGAAGAGACACCAAGCUCUGAGGCAGACAAACAGAAGGUAACCACGAAGCCAGCUGUGUGCCGCAUCAGCUGCUCUCCUGAUGCCCGGCAUGUAGCCGUGCAGUGUGAGAGAGCGUCCACAGUUCACUUCUUCACUGUGGACCAGGAUGGUGAAGAGAAGCUUGUGCCUCACAGAAGGCUCUCCCUGCCCCACUGCCCCCUGGACAUGACCUUUGACCCGGAAGGUCAGCUAUGGGUGCUGAUGGACUCAAGUGAUGCACCACUCCAGAUAUACACCGACAGACGAGACUGCUGGGAGUCUGAUUCUGAGAGUCCCGAGCUGAUCAGAGUGACUGAGGCCUUCAAACCGCACUGGGAGACACUGGAGGCCUCCUUAAGGACUGACAGCCGCUUCGAGCACCUGUACAAGGUGAACUUCGACAACGUGGCGGCGUACCUGCAGAAGAAGCAGCAGAGACUGGAAGAGCAGCUGAAGAGGGGGGGGACACAGAAGGCCAACAGCAACAAGAAGGCCAGAAAAGAAAAGUUGUAACAAAGUGAUCUUCCUGAAUGGACACAGGGACAUUUAUUUUUGAUGUUUUGAAUGAUUGAUAUGAGUUGAAUGUGUGCAUUUGAUUAAGCACUUGAGAGCGUGUGCUUCACCACAUGGCAGUUUGGCUUACAUUUCUGGCUGAUUUUUAAAUAAACGUUGCAAUCAUCAAACUGUG